Messenger RNA from Ipomoea nil (Japanese morning glory), 1385 nucleotides. Its product is annotated as MDIS1-interacting receptor like kinase 2-like. Gene Ontology annotation, molecular function: ATP binding; protein kinase activity. Gene Ontology annotation, biological process: protein phosphorylation. The transcript has 5 exons. Bases 81 to 1028 code for a protein of 315 amino acids. Lineage: Eukaryota; Viridiplantae; Streptophyta; Magnoliopsida; Solanales; Convolvulaceae. The record is from RefSeq and is a predicted model, not a curated record.
GUUCCUUUUCCACGCACCCAAUACAACUAUUUGCACCAUUUGUAGUACUGCAUGUGUGUCAUCAAUCCUUAGCUUUCAUAAUGGCAAAUCCCGAAAAUAUAACACUCCUCCUCCUCCUCCUGCUUAUUAUAUACCUUUUUGCCUUUCAUCCAAUUUCAGCUUCCCAUUUCAACACUACAAACACCCAUUCUUUGCUCCAAGCAAAUGAAUUAGAAGUGGCUUCUUUGUUGACAUGGAAGUCUAGCCUUGACCUCAAAACUCAAAAACUAUUGUCAUCAUGGGUUAACGUUGUUGGUGGCACCCACUGCAAUUGGACUGGAAUUAACUGCAACCUUGAUGGAAGCAUUACAUCCUUGAACCUUACUGGAUAUGGUUUACAAGGGGGGAGUCUAGCACAAAUUUUGAGUGAUGAUGAGAAAGCACUCCAGUUGGCAUGGUUGGAAAGGAUAAAUGUGGUCAAAGCUGUGGCUAAAGCUUUAUCGUACAUGCACCAUGAUUGUUUACCUCCUAUUAUUCAUCGGGACAUAUCAAGCAAAAAUAUUCUGUUCGAUUCUGAGCAUGAAGCUCAUGUAUCCGAUUUCGGGACAGCAAGAUUUUUGAGCCUUGAUUCAUCAAAUUGGACUUCAAUUGCUGGAACCAUGGGAUAUACAGCUCCAGAGUUUGCUUACAUUGUAGAGGUAAACUGCAAAUGUGAUGUGUAUAGCUUUGGAGUGGUAACACUUGAAGUGAUUAUGGGGAAACAUCCUGGAGACCUCAUUACAUGCCUUUCUUCAUCCUCAUUUUCAGCAAUUGAUGGCAUGCUUUUUAAGGAUCUGUUAGAUCCUCGACUACCUACUCCAAAUAGAAAUGUUACACAACAACUCGUGUUGGUUGCAAAGAUAGCAAUAUCUUGUAUGAAUUCCAAUCCACAAUAUCGGCCAACUAUGCAACAAGUUUCUAUGUUACUAUCCAAGGAAAGGGAUUUUCCCAAUUUUUCCCCUGAUAUCACCUCAAGCCAGUUCUUUGGUCUUGAAUUUCCAAAUCCAUAAAUUUGUACACUAUUCAAGGUUGAGAGCUCAAACAUUGGCUGAUAUGGCACAAGAAAUUGUGAAAAUAAAUAGUCCUUUAUGCUAUUGGCAAGUGGUCAGUAAGUAUUCUUAUAAUGAAUUGUUAGGACAAAUGAUGAUUUCUACUUGGUGGAAAACAAAAACUACUCUGUUUCAGAUCAGGUUUUAGGUUCAAGUCUUUAUUUCUAUUCUUCUUAAUUUACCAACACACACAUUUAAAGAUUCCAGUACUGCUAUCUUAAAUUGUUGGCUUGUAUUGAAGGUAUAAGAUGGAGUCGUGCUGGAUUCCAGAUAAAGCUUUUCUUUACAGUACUUGACAGCGCUUGAAGAUGAUGACUA